Molecule: messenger RNA, 1134 nt
Organism: Maylandia zebra (zebra mbuna)
Lineage: Eukaryota; Metazoa; Chordata; Actinopteri; Cichliformes; Cichlidae
Source: RefSeq, a predicted model, not a curated record
GAAGAGGAACAACUAUCGGAUCAUCAGUGAAAAAAUGGCCAAAACAUUCUCGAAUCGCAGACAGGAAGUUGUUAAUCUGGCACCACCUGUGAAUGACUUCAGAAGUAGAUGGCCUGCGCUUUUUGAUGCAGCACAGAUAAAUGAUGAAUUCCAAAGGAUCACCACUGUUAACUUGGAAACAACAUUCAUGGCAAAACUGGACCAGUAUUCCACAAGAAUAAUGUCCCUGGUCUCUUCAAAAGGCGGUGCUGCAAAAAUUAAGAUUGAGCGCAUCAGGAACAUGUUGCAAGAGAGUUCGGUGGAAACAAGAAGAGAGGUCGCAAUCCGUUGCCUGAUGGUGUAUCUGAAAGAGAAAGAAGAGGAUCUCUUCAGAGAACAGCUGGAUGGUGAAGAACAGUUCCCAGAAGAAGUGGUAAAGAUCGUAGUCACCAGACGUGCAGCAGUGUCUCUUCCAGCCGUCGCUAAAAUUGUGAUUGAAGGAACAGCUGUCCUGGAAGACCUUGAUGUGCCCAGAGCAUGUGCCUUAAUGAUGGGACUUAUAUACGCUCUCAAUCUGAGCUACCCCAAACAAGUAAAGAACACUCUAGAGGUAUUCCAGAAGGUGUUUCUGGAACUUGAUGGGCUUAAAGCCAGCCCACGGGUAAUGUCUCUUAAGUACAAACUUCUGUCAUAAAACAAAUGUAAUUUAGGCUGCAAUAUUCAGAUGUGCUGAUGCUUGUGUUUUUUAUGCAGUCUUAGACAAGUGUAGUUUUGAGAGUUCAUAAUGCGUAUAACCUUACCUUUGAAUUGUUGCGUUGUUAAAUAUUAAAAUGUUUGGUAAUUUUCUUGAUUCUGUGAUAUUUACCAAGUUGAUAGGUUAAAGUUAAUGUUUAAUAAUAAGCAGAUUUGCUAAAACAAAUUGCCUUACGUUGCAAUGUUUGUUUUCUGAGGUAUUUUAGAAGGGUGUGAUUUAAAAUUAUUGUUAUUUGGAAGAUUUUAUAUAUAUAUUUGCUGCUUUAUUUAAUAUACCUUUACAAAUCUUUAUAGUGGUUCUCAAAGUCGGUCAUCAGGCCCCACUGCUCUGCUUGUUUCUGUUAAUAACUAAACACUGUUGAUUGGCUGGUGUGUUCAGUUAAUCAGAAGUUGUAGACACCA